Sphenostylis stenocarpa is the source of this 1374-nucleotide messenger RNA. The record is from the annotation of a GenBank genome assembly. Lineage: Eukaryota; Viridiplantae; Streptophyta; Magnoliopsida; Fabales; Fabaceae.
AUGGGCCUGUACACACGGAACGUUUUCUCUUCUUUUUCAUCAGCGUCAUCAUGGUUCGAGUUGUAUGCCGCCUUCUCCACACUCAUGAUGCUCCUCAGAACGGCAAUCAAUGAACUCAUACCCCCUCAAGUUCGAUCCUUCAUCGUCUCAAAGCUAGAUGUCUUAUUCUCCAAAUAUCAAGCAAAGAGCAAUAUCACUCUCAGAAUUACCCAAUUGUGGGAUGAAUUUAAUGGAGAGCGCAACGAACUUUUCGAUGCUGCCCAGGAGUACCUCCCCACCAAGAUUAGUCACACGUUCAAAUCGCUCAAAGUUGGGAGACUGCAAAACGAGAAACACCUCGAGUUUGCAGUGGAUACAAGUGAGAAGGUGGUGGACGAAUUUGAAGGCACCAAAUUCACUUGGAAGCUGGAUGAGGGGUCCAAGGAUGAGUGUAACGGGUACGGUAGGUGUUUCUUUGAAUUAACCUUCAAUGAGAAACAAAGAGAGAUGGUAUUGGAUCGGUAUAUACCACAUGUGCUUAAAACAUAUGACACCAUGAAAGCUCAGAGGAGGGAAGUAAAAAUCUAUUCCAGGAUAAAUAAUUAUUGGAACGCAAGUGACUUAUCACAUCCUGCAACAUUUGACUCACUAGCCUUGAGUCCUGAGUUGAAGAAAGAAAUAAUUGAUGAUUUGGCCCGGUUCUUGGAGAGGAAGGAACUUUACAAGAAAGUGGGGAAGCCUUGGAAGCGUGGAUACUUGUUGUAUGGUCCUCCCGGAACGGGAAAAUCUAGCCUCAUUGCAGCUAUGGCAAACUACUUGAAAUUCGAUGUGUAUGAUUUGGAGCUUUCCGCUAUUUACUCAGACUCAAACCUCAAGAGAUCCAUGAAGGAAGCAUCCAACCGUUCCAUUAUUGUGAUUGAAGACGUGGACUGCAACAAAGAAACGCAUGCAAGAUCAAAACUAAAUGGUCCUUCAUGUAAUACAGAUUCAGACUCUGAUAGAGAGGGUCCCGAGACGAGUACAAAGAGUUUCACUCUUUCGGGUCUGCUGAACUACAUGGAUGGUUUGUGGUCAAGUGGUGGAGAGGAGCGGAUUGUAAUCUUCACAACUAACCACCGAGAGAAAAUUGACCCAGCAUUGCUGCGCCCUGGUCGUAUGGACAUGCACAUUCAUUUGUCCUUCCUCAAAGGCAAGGCUUUUCAUGUUUUGGCUUCUAAUUAUCUGGAUAUUAAAGGAUAUCAUCCACUCUUGGAACAAAUUGAAGGGCUAUUGGAGAAAGUGGACGUCACCCCUGCAGUAGUAGCUGAGCAACUGAUGAGAUAUGAGAAGCCUGAUGUUUGUUUGGAAGCACUUGUUCAAUUUCUCAAAGAAAUGGACAAGAGUAAUCUUGAGUGA